This is a messenger RNA of Cryptomeria japonica (Japanese cedar), 1446 nucleotides long. RefSeq lists its product as uncharacterized. Gene Ontology annotation, molecular function: protein binding. Bases 189 to 710 code for a protein of 173 amino acids. The record is from RefSeq and is a predicted model, not a curated record. NCBI's taxonomy places the organism in Eukaryota, Viridiplantae, Streptophyta, Pinopsida, Cupressales, Cupressaceae. The transcript has 3 exons.
GAAUUGACUCGCAUAACCCUUUCGACCACUCACAGAUUAUUCCCAAAACACUCCUCUUGAUGUACACCCGACUGCUAACUGGAUAUAUGUAUAGUAUUCCAAGCAUUAUAUUACGAAUUGCAUCAAAUGGGCUCUGAAUCUUAUCUCUUCCUCCACAUCUAUUGAAAAAUCUCUGGCUUGAUUGCAAAAUGCUGCUCCAAAAUUCCUCUGCCCACAACCCAAAAUUGAGUCCGCUUGCCUGCAUUUCACAGAGAAUGGCGAGCCAUGGAAAACAAAAUUCUACUCUGCACACUCUUUCCUCUUCUCGCAUGUUUACAAAAGCUUUCUCACAUUUUCAUUUGGCACUUUCCCCCCGGAGGAGAAACCCACAAGAAUGUCGCUGCAAGCUUACAGAGAUCUGUUAUGAAGAGAUGUUGGGGGCAAAUCCUGGAAAUCCCCUGCUGCUCAGGAACUAUGCCAAAUUUUUACACGAGGUGAAAGAGGACAGUAGCAAAGCAGAGGAAUUCUAUGAAAGGGCCAUACUGGCCGGUCCUGCAGAUGGAGAAGUUCUGUCACUUUACGCCCAGCUCAUAUGGGAAACUCACAAAGAUGGAGACAGAGCCCAAGCUUACUUUGAUCGAGCAGUCCAGGCGGCCCCUGAGGACUGCUAUGUAAUUGCCUCUUAUGCCAAUUUUUUAUGGACCUCGGAGGAGAGUGACAGCGGUGUGUGAGAGCAUCUCCAAACAAAUUCUGGGGCUUGAAGUUUUGAAAAUCAUAAGAGUGGCGCAGUUCAGUAAUUGCCUAGAUCGUUCAAAUCAUGUUACAGAUCUGUAUGAUAUACAGAUCUCAAAUGAACCACCUAAGUAAUCGUUUUUUUUUUACAGCAGGCAGCAUAAUCUGAUUUUUGACUUGUUGACUUGUUUAGAUUUCACAUAUUUUAGAUAAAACACUUCAAUCAAAGUUUAGAAUAUAUUGUUUACCAUGGAGUGGGUGCACCUGAGGUUUCUACAUUUGGCAGCUGUAACAGCAUUCUGUUUAAGCCCCUGUAGACAAGAGAAGCUGCAGAGUAGCAGCUCUGGUCCUUGCCUAAAUACUGUUAGGCUGUUGAUCUGUAAUAUGUCACUGUAAUUAAUGAAAAUUAUGUGUAUAUAGAAACAUAGCUAUUUCCUAUGCUUGUAAAGGUUAAAAACAACAUCCAUAUCAGUAGCAAACUUGCAAACAAGCAAAAGAAAUGUCAGAGACAAGAAAGGGAACUGAUGAGCAAGAUAACUCAGUAACUAAAAUAAACUGCAAGAGAAGAAUCUGCCUCAGAAAGGUGUCAAAGUUUUGAGUGUGCUAUUUAUUGUAAGCCUAAAAUGAAAUUUACUGACUUACUGUAAGUCAUGUAGAUUCGAAAACAGAACGUCCAAUAUCAUGGAUUAUAAAACAGAAUUAAUUAAUUAAUUAAAUUUAUAAAUAUUUUAACUA